Molecule: messenger RNA, 5657 nt
Organism: Marasmius oreades (fairy-ring Marasmius)
Lineage: Eukaryota; Fungi; Basidiomycota; Agaricomycetes; Agaricales; Marasmiaceae
Exons: 17
Coding region: 189-5375 (1728 amino acids)
Biological process (GO): siRNA processing
Cellular component (GO): nuclear RNA-directed RNA polymerase complex
Molecular function (GO): ATP binding; RNA-directed RNA polymerase activity; helicase activity
Source: RefSeq, a predicted model, not a curated record
CCCACUUCGUGUACUGAACCUUCACCAGGAGCUUACUCCGCAUUUUCCAGCCUCAAGGCAGCUCACAUGUACAUGAUCAACUCAAACUGCGCUGAUCCGUAGCUCUACUGCGGUGAAACGGAAGCUGGGGUAUUAGGGCGCAACAAUGUCGAGAAUGAGGAUCCCAUGUUUCUGAAAUCCCAUACAGUAUGCCCCGAGAACACGUCCUACGCCAACAACUCACACGCGAAGAUGAAUCAUGGUACUUCAAUGUCGCCCGGGACGUCUUACAGACGCCUCCGCCGAAAACCAACCCAAGGACAAACGAAAAGACUUUAUUUGGGAAAUGCAUUCGUUUUACGGUCGAAAAGAUGGUUUUACAAAUCCAAGCUUUCCCUUACAAUCGUAUCUUGCAUACGGAUGACCCUUCCAAGUUCAUAAUGUGCUCGUUUGGCGAUCUACGGUUUCCAGAUACCCCGUUGAGGACUACAGCGGAGUAUAUCAUGAAGGUCUUCAAGCAAGGCGUGUGGUUGAAUGGAGUACAGUAUCGUUUCUACGGGCAUAGUAACAGCCAGCUGCGCUCACGAAGUUGUUUUCUGCGCGAAGCCAACGAGGACGAGGAACUCGACGAAAGGAUAUACCAGCUCGGUGAUUUUGGGAAGAUCAUGAACGUCGCGAAACGUGCCAAACGAAUUGGCCUACUCUUUUCCGAAGCCCAGAUUGACUUCCAGCUUGACCCCCGCUAUGUUGCAGAUAUCCCUGACAUCAAGUCUGGCGAUGAACUUUUCUCUGACGGUUGCGGUCUCAUGUCGAAACGGCUCGCUGUUCAGGUCAGCAAGCAGAAGAAAAUCAUAUUUCGCAGUGUUAGAUACACGCCUUGUGUUUUCCAAAUCCGGUACCUUGGCUACAAAGGCGUUCUAAUGCUUCACCCUGCUCUUGACGCUGCGAAACCGCUUCACCUCGCCGAAUUCCGGAAGAGUAUGAAGAAGUUCACAACAACGAAGAACACGACGUUUUCGGUCGUGGAUUACUCCAAGCCUUACGUGUGUGGGAGGCUCAACAACGACAUCAUCGUCUUACUCUCCAGUCUCGGUAUCACCAACGAAAAUUUGAUUAAAAAGCAACAAGAGUACCAUACUUGGAUUACGGAAGCCCCUACCGAUCCUAUAAAAGCCUUCACGUUCCUCUCCUCGAUGGAGGAGUAUCAGCUGGCAGAGAAAGUCCUGUUAGACGGGUUGGACGAUCCUACGGUUCAAAGAGGGAUCAAGAGCAGGCAGGAUAGGGAGGUUGCGAGUUUCAAAGGAGAGAAGAAUAACAAGAAUCGGUCGAGGAUGAUCAUUCAGAAGUCGCGAUUGUUGUUUGGGGUUUGUGAUCCAUUCGGGGUGUUGAAAGAGGGAGAGGUACAUAUACGGAUCACAACUGCAAGGGCGGGGCCUUCAACGCCGAUACAUGGGGACGUGUUGGUAGUCAGGAAUCCAUGUUUGCAUCCUGGAGACUGUCUCAAGCUACGAGCCGCUCAUUACAAGGAACUGUCACACUUGACCGACUGUAUCGUGUUCGCGUCUGUUGCAAAACCGGGAAGACAUGCUGCGCCUUCGAUGAGCAGCGGUGGUGAUUUGGAUGGCGACAAGUAUUUCGUAUGCUGGGAUCCAGAUCUCGUACCUUCAGUCGUGGCCGAGUCAUACGAUUAUCCCCCAAAUAAAGAACGUGCCAGCAAAGCAGUUUCCCGCAUGGACAUGGCCAAUCAUUUUGCUUCAUAUAACAACGCUGGACUCGCUCGUGUAGCCACUCUUCACGCAAGAUGGGUCGCUUCCAGCCCCAAGGGUGCUCUAUGCUCCGAAUGUCAAGAGCUCAACGCUCUACAUUCACAAGCUGUCGACGGGGCCUCCGUUAAAAUUCCCGAAAAACUAGCUUCUCCACCUCCACGUCCUAAAGACUCCGAACCCUUCAUCCUCGACGCCCUCGCAGAACACGCCAAAGCCUUCGCCGAACACUUCACAGAAUCCCGUGCAGCUCUCGCUUCAUCCUCCUUCACGAACAACAACGACAUGACCCAAGACGACAGAGAACGUCUCCUCCUCAACCUCCUCCAAAGCGAGAAGCUAACAAACAUAUCUGAAUACCAGUUGUUUACACUUGCUUGGAGGUUCACUCGGAAAUACCCCGAGAUCUCUCUCAAGAACUACUUGAGCCAUUUUGAUUUUGGCGCUUUUACGACAGAGCAGAAACAUACGAUCGUUGGACUUUUGGGUUUGGAUUUGUCGAGGUAUCCGUUCGUGUGGAAUUCGUUGGUUAGGAGUGAUAUUCUUGGGUAUAGGGAUUUAUAUCAAAGGGAUUUGAAUCGGCCGUUUUCGUUGCAGAAGUUGUAUUCGUCAAAGGUGGAUGGGAUGGCUACGUUUUUUGAGUAUCUGAGGAUGGCGACGCAGGAGUAUACGAGGAAGGUUUUGAUCUUGAAGACUGAUGACAGAUUCUCAAUCGCGAUUUUCAUGAGGGGAGACAUCCCAUGGGAUGAAGAUCCAGUUGUGGGGAAUAACGUCGUCGUUUGCUCUUUCCUCCCACAAACAAGCGAUAACUUUGCAACCUUGCGUCCGUGCACGGUUGAUUAUAGACUCCGUUGUGGUGAUGGAGUUUUCCAGUUGUACGACAAGGUGAUGAACAACAGCUUUGUCUUUCUGGUGAAACCGCCCAGACAAUCGGGUGCAGAGGUCGCGGCUAGUAUCGCGUUGCAAAAGUUUUCUACGAGGUUGCAGAAACAGCUGGGUCGGUUGCAUCGUCAGCCGGUGAUUGGGAUUGAGAUACAUGUUGUGUCUAACCGGGACCGGAUAUCACAUCAGUUGUUUGAUUUGUGGUUUGAACACGUCCCUACGGAGCGCCAAGUAAGACGCUUUGAGCGUGAAAUCACGUCGUAUACUAUCAAUGACCUGUCUCAAGUCAACUGGGAGGAUUAUCCUCCAUGGACAAAGGACCUUUUCGUCCCGAAACAAACGCAACAAAGAUUCGUAGCCCGUAUAACCGACAAGACACCAGACGACCUUGAUAGAUGUAUGGAUCUCAGUCUCGCUUACCACGCCGAAGAUGAACUAUACUGGAUUUUCACUCACAUGGUAUCCCGACCAGAACCAUUACAACGGGAAUGGAUCAUGAACUGGAUGGACGCCUACCCUCCCCUUGCCUUUGUCCUACUCAAGAUACACCCCCCAGACGAAGAGACAAAGUCUUUACCCCCCAUUACCCGGCCGUUCCGCCAAAAGAUCUUACAAAACAUCAUCCGAUCCGCGAAUCACCUCACUAUAGCAUCCUUGGUUGCUCUUGAAAAACUGGCCGGUUCUAUCGCUGAGAUCCCGGUGAAAGACUACUUCGACCUUCUCUGGUUGGUAGCACUGUCCGUUCGAGCGCCGGAGCUCGUACAAGAGGUCCUCUUGGUCCUCAACGAUUGCAGAGCCACUGGUGCGGGUGCCGAUACUAAUACUCCCUCUACCAUUCCGACACAUCCACCCGCCUUACGCUACGGCCACCUCCACGCUCUAGGAAUCGCCACAGACCGAGCAGAAGAAGCAGCAGACGAAUGUCCAUGUGACGAAUCCGGGAAACCUCGUAAACAAAGGUCACCACCUGUUCAAGCAAAACUCGAACGAGAUCUUGAUCAUUCUCUUUGGGUGAAAGCUGCGAUACGUGUAGAUUCGAGAACGAGUGUUAGGUUACAUUCGCAUGUGAGGUUACAGGCUGCUUCGAAGCCUGAGAAUCGAUGGGUACCGGCGAUUGUGUUGGAUGGUGUGGUGGUUAUGGCUCAGAGGGGUGAGAUGAAGAUUGAGCUGAUUCAUCCGCCUCCGCCUGAGAUUGAUGCUCUGCCGUCUGUGGAAGGAGAAGAAGGGGUGGGGGCAGGGGAGGAGAUAUCUCCACCGAGUCGAUUGGUGGAUUGGAAUAUGUAUGAUGCUGGGAGCACAGCUACAUCUCGAGCGAUGCUUGAUGCUCUCACACGGCUUAUGAAAGACAAGACUGAAUGUUGCGGCUUUUACGAUAUCAUCACCGGUUCCCAGAACUCUGAAGCGGAAGCGACACCGACAAGCUUCCCACCCAUUCUUGAGGACGAUGAACAUAUUGCAGGAUUGAACGACAGUCAAGAAACUGCUAUCCGUUCGUGUAGGGGUCCGUUAUCGUUAAUCUGGGGGCCGCCAGGAACAGGGAAAACCACAGUUAUCGUUCAGAUUCUCCGAGGUUUAGUGAAGACGAAAGAUGAGACAGCAAGGAUUUUGAUGACGGCUUCUACGCAUAAUGCUGUCGAUAAUGUGUUGGAACGCUUUGUGGAGAUGAACAAGCGUUUUGAAAUCCUUGGUGAAGAGCAAAUCCUCCGCGUUGCUACGGACAUUUCGAAAGUGAAUAAGGACCUUCAGAGUUUUACGAUUGACGCGAGGGUAGGAGGAGAUAUGAAUGAGAAUAAUAAGCUUUAUAAGAAGGCAAAGGAGAGGCUGGAUGCUGCAGUCGUUGUUUUUACUACUUGUGCUGGUGCCGGCUUGGGAAUUCUGAGAAAGGCAGACUUCGAGAUUGCGUUGAUCGAUGAGGCGUCGCAGAUUAACGAACCUACUGCUUUGAUACCGCUCGUGAAAGGUGUUCGGCGUGCGAUUUUGGUUGGGGACCAUGUGCAACUGAGACCAACUGUGAAGCCGUUGGGGAAAAUACUGCAGUUCGACGUUUCGUUGUUGGAACGGCUGUAUACAAUUGACGAAGAGGUUCCGGGGUUGAAUAAGGCGAUGUUGGAUAUCCAAUAUCGAUUCCCGCAAGAGCUAGCAUUGUUUCCCUCGAACGAGUUUUAUCAAGGCCGGUUACGCUCGGGUAUACAGGAUAGCGAAAGUGUACUUGGGAUUCUCAGGCGAUCCAAGUUUCCCUGGCCAGUUAACGAGCAGGGCAUUGUCGUGCCAACGGUAUUCUUGGAAUGCGCUAGUGAAGAGGAUAUGGGUGGACGGUCGAAGAGUAAUGUUGGGCAGGUCGAUGUGAUUGAGAAAGUGAUAAAACUUUUGACUACCGAGAAGGAAAUCGAGGCUGGUGGGCAGGAGGAGACAACACCUGCGUUGGGCGACCUCAAAAUCACCGUCUUAUCGCCUUACACCAAGCAAGUGAAGGAACUUCAUCAACGUCUUCCCGCCUCUAUCUCAACGUCUACUAUCGAUUCCUUCCAAGGUCGAGAAAGCGACAUCAUCAUAUUUUCGUCUGUGCGAUGUAACGCAGAAGGAGAUAUUGGAUUUGUGGAUGAUGGCAGGAGGUUGAAUGUCAUGUGGACAAGGGCCAAGAAGGGAUUGAUUCUUGUCGGUCAUAGGACGACUAUGGAGCAUAACCAGAUGUGGAAGAGGGCUAUUGGGUCAUGUAGGGAGGUCAAUCUGCCUGAGGAGGCCGUUGCUUGACCGCCAAUUUCUGGAUUUGUACCAAGGGCGAGAGGGUUUUCCUAGACUCAAUUAUUUAUGAGCGGAGAUAUCCCGAUCUAGUUGUGGGGAAUAACGUUGUCGUUUGCUCUCUCCUCCCACAGACGAACGAUUACUUCUCAACCUUGUGUCCGUACAUGAUUGAUUAUAGAUCGCGUUGCGACCUAGAGGUUGCAGAAAUUCAGUCGUUGCAAUUGUCAGCCGGUGGUUGGGAUCGGAUGUUGAUUAAAUGUUGGGCAUACUGUAUAAAUUUUCAGAAGCACG